Mucor mucedo is the source of this 2241-nucleotide messenger RNA. RefSeq lists its product as uncharacterized. The record is from RefSeq and is a predicted model, not a curated record. NCBI's taxonomy places the organism in Eukaryota, Fungi, Mucoromycota, Mucoromycetes, Mucorales, Mucoraceae. Bases 1 to 2130 code for a protein of 709 amino acids. The transcript is spliced from 3 exons.
AUGCUAUAUUGUGCUUGCCAGCUCGUCUCUGACGAUAUCGCCAGUGCAUCCUUUCCUUGCCGUGUUAUUGCCUUUGUUAUGAUUGCUUCAGAUACUAUGGCAUGUAUGUGUUUAACUAUGGUCGGUCUCAACUUGGUCACAAUAUUUGUCUUUAAAGUAUCAAGGUCAUUCAAGCUUGAAUUGUUCUACUAUUUCUUGAUUGGUGUCUCGGGUGUCAUGGUGGUCGUUAUACCCCUCUUUAUGUGGUAUUAUGGUUGGUUGCUAUUCUCACUUGUAUUUGCAGCAUUCUGUGCUGCAAUCUCGAUCCGAUUUGUCAUGAAAAAACAAGAUAACUUUGCAGGUACACUCGACAUGUUCACCCGACGCAAUCAUGUCGAAAGAUCACAAUUAAACACGCUCAAGAAGUAUACCAACAACAACACCGACAUUUUUACAAAAAUAGCAAUUCGAUGUAUUUGUUAUCCUUUAGACCCUGCCAUCGGGGCUGUUCUUAAAGAUUCUAGAGACACUCUCAAACAAAAGUAUGUAUAUGACUACUAUUGUGUCAAAUACAAGUCUUCUUCUGGUCCAAAGUCCUACUAUCCACGUCUUGUGCAAGUCAUUCGCACUGCUGAAAAAUCUCGAUCCAUUCGUCUAGAAGAUCGAUCUCCUCAAACAAGUGUAUUUUCAAAUCGAGGUGAAUCUCUUUCCAGUCCGUUAAACAUCUCUCCAUUUCAAGCUCAACAAAGACAUACGGUGGAUCUGCCUUCAAUCGAGGUCUAUCAUGAAGAACUGGCCCAUCAUCGUGCUCGACGCUACAGUGUACUUAGUGUAACAACCGUCAGUGGAAAGAUGUUUUUACCAAAUGAAGGUUUAGAACAUCCCACAUCCUGUUUUUCUUCAAAUGUAUCUGUUAUUCCCAUGCGCCGUGUUAGUCACGCUAAAAGCAACACGCAUCUACACCACCAACAUCCACAACAAAGGCAUUCGGGAGGCUAUCCUUCUUCCUCUUCAAAGCAACCUGUAGUCGAAACAUUAGUUCCUUAUAAAAACCCUAGAACUGCUAGGUGUAUCCACUGGGUUUUAAAGUCUGUCUUUAAAGUCGAUCCCAUCCUUUUGGUCCAGGACGAAGAUGAGGAAGAGGAAGAGGACUUACCCAAGGAUAUCAGGGUUUUCUGUGACUAUACAGAUCAAUCCCAUUCAUCCACACCAGCAAGUACUUCUAGAUAUAUUUCUCAAUCUACAGACAGAAGAGUCAGCAACUCAUUGAAACCAUCUGCUUCAAUGAGCGUCCAUGCGCAAGAUUCUAUCAAGGAGUUUCCACUUCGUAAAGUAUCUUCUAUUAAUGUAGCUACCUUAUUUCGCCGCAAGUUCAGAAAGGAGUUUUUGUCAACUGCGUCAGGAGAUGAAACGCCGCCAUCCACUUCCAGUGGGAAAAGCCGAUUUGCCAAAAUAUUGAAACGUGGUCGUUCCUUUAGUCGACAAAGAUUCACACCACUUCACCACCAGCAACAAAAACAGCAAGAACAUCAACAACAAGAACAUCAACAACAACAACAGCAGCAAGAGGGCGAACAGAAUAAUCAGCCCACUUUUACUUCAGCCGCUUCCAGACCUCAAGGAGGGCAGCCUACAAGUGUGGCGUCUGAACAAGAGGAAGCAAGCUCCGCUACAGAUUCCCGUUGCUCUAUUGUAGUUGCUACGGAUCCUUUUCCUAUUCAACUAUCCCCAAGGCCUAUUUCGCCCCGUCUCAGAAAACAAUCACAUGAUGCUCAACUUGCUUCGUCCAUCAGGAAACAACAUAGUCUAUCUUUGGAUGGGUCCUUAAUUAGUUUAUCACAAUUAUUUGAUGGUAUAAUGCAAGAGGAAGCUACUGCUGAUGAUAUAAUUCAGCCAAGUGGUAUCGUAGUACCUACACAAGAAAGUGGAGUUGAUCUGGGCACUAGACAUGAAUCGCCUGUCAAACAGACCUUGGCCCCCGAUGAACAUGAAGGGUUUGUAGAAGGAAACACCACUAUUGAACAUAUUUCUAAUUGGGAAGAAAUGGAUCAGAUAGAAGGGACUCGAUUUAAUGUUUACUCAGAGUCUUGGGAUAUUGAAAAGCAAUUCAAGACCCAAAUGUCUAUGGCAGAAGAUAUUGCAUACAUGUAGCUUUCUCUCUCAUUCACUCUCUCUCUCUCUCUCUCUUUUUUUUUUUUUUUUUUUUUUUUUCUUUAUAUUUUUAUUGUUAUCGUUAUCAAAAUAUACAGUUCCUUAUUUUAA